AUGCUUGGUUGUCUUUCAGAUAUUUCUUACUCUGAUAAAUAUAAAAAUACUGAAUUUGAAUAUAGAAAUACAAUAUCACCUCCUAAGAUAUAUAAUAAAUCUAUAAAAUUAGACUACUUCUUACUGAAUAUGAAUGGAGAAGUCUUAGCAUAAAGGAUCUCAAGGAUAGAUUAAUUAUGA
Molecule: messenger RNA, 180 nt
Organism: Paramecium pentaurelia
Lineage: Eukaryota; Ciliophora; Oligohymenophorea; Peniculida; Parameciidae
Source: the annotation of a GenBank genome assembly